GUAUUAUCGUUUUUUUCCCUUUCCCUCUCUUGUUUCAAUUCUUCUUUACCUCACCCGUCUCCCCUGUCGCAUCUUCCCUGGAAUCGAUCCUUCCUGACCGAUUCAAACGAUCCCUCCGGUGUCAUCUGGAAUCCUCUUUCCAAGCACUGUCCAAGCGGUGGGUGAGAUUGACCAAUUUCACCCAUCAGAUUCAACUGGGUUGAUCUCCCUGAUCCGCCAUGGCAUCCCGCCUUGAUCGUCUAGUCACAUUGCUGGAGACGGGCAGCACGUCACUCAUUCGCAAUACUGCUGCUCAGCAGCUGGCCGAUGUUCAGAAACAGCACCCCGAUGAGCUCUUCAACUUGCUCGGGCGUAUCUUACCCUACCUGCGCUCGAAAUCGUGGGACACCCGCACAGCGGCCGCCAAGGCGAUCGGUCUCAUCAUCUCAAACGCAGAUCCCUUCGACCCGAACGAGGAUGACGGCGAACAGAUCAAGAAGCUCGAGGAGGACGAUGGCGACCUUGGAGUCGAGAUCAAAUCGGAAGAGGAUCAACCGUCCGCGGACGAUGGCCUCCUCCGACCCGAGACGCUGGAUAUCGUGUCGAUUUUGAAAUACGGCAAGAGACUUCUGGGCAGCGCGGGCAAGGAAUACGAAUAUUCAUUGGCGUCGAUGGAUCCGGCGACCCGGUUGCAGCAUCAGAAGAAAUCCCUACACUCACGACUAGGUCUGGCGGGGGAAUAUAUCGAGGAGGAUCUGAUCGAUGACAGCGACCUGAUGCUGAAGCCUAAGGCCGACCCUUCCCCCAACACCAUCGCCCCAAAGGAGCACAACCACACCCCCUCCGAACACGCCGUCGUCUCUCCAACCGAGGCUGCCAAUGGAGAGGAGGCCGGUCUCAGUAAGCGACAGCUGAACCAGUUGAAACGGAAGAACAAGCAGAGCGCCAAGUUCGGGGCCAAUAAAGUGCGUGUCGUCGAUCUGUCCACGCGGAAACUCUCCGACAACGCGACUACCCCCUCCGUCACAACUCCCCACCCUGUCACGACCCCCCACCCCGUCAAGACGGAAAAUGGUGAGGAGCGGAAUGGCGACUCGAAAACCGACUACUUCUCUCUCGACCGGCCUGCUGGGGACGAUGACGACUCUAAGCUUGUCUCCGAGUUCAAGGGGGAAACGGCGCCCGAAAAGCCGAUCAUCCAGCCGGACGUGACGGAGGAAGGCCCGAGCCUCACGUGGCCGUAUGAUCCGAUGUGUGAUUUCCUCAUGGUCGACAUCUUCGAUCCCAACUGGGAGGUUCGCCACGGGGCGGCCAUGGCGCUCCGAGAGGUCAUUCGCGUUCACGGCGCCGGGGCGGGUCGCGUCCGCGACAAGACCCGAGCCGAGAAUGACGCCUUGAACCGGAAAUGGUUGGAUGAUCUGGCGUGUCGACUGGUCUGCGUGCUCAUGUUGGAUCGCUUUGGAGACUACAUCUCGGACAACGUGGUCGCUCCCAUUCGAGAGACGGUCGGCCAGACGCUGGGUGCGCUUCUGUCCCAGCUCCCUUCGCGCUCUGUCGUCGCCGUUUACCGCAUCCUCUACCGGAUCGUCAUGCAGGAAGACCUCGGUCUGGAGCGUCCGAUUUGGGAGGUGUGUCACGGUGGGAUGAUCGGCCUCCGGUAUCUCGUGGCGGUGCGGAAAGACUUGUUGGUCAAAAACGCCGACCUCAUGGAUGGUAUUCUCAGCGCGGUCAUGAAGGGGCUCGGCGACUACGACGACGAUGUUCGUGCGGUCAGUGCGGCCACACUGGUCCCCAUCGCGGAGGAGUUCGUCACGUCGCGACAGAAUACGCUGGGCCCGCUGAUGACCAUCGUGUGGGACUGUCUGUCCAAUCUGCAAGAUGACCUCAGCGCCAGUACGGGCUCGGUCAUGGAUCUGCUGGCGAAGCUCUGCACAUUCCGGGAGGUGCUCGAUGCGAUGAAAUCCAACGCCGCAGCCGACCCCGAGUCGUCCUUUGGCAACCUCGUUCCCCGCCUCUAUCCCUUCCUCCGACACACUAUCACCAGUGUACGCUUGGCUGUUCUUCGCGCCCUUACGACGUUCCUCCAGCUCGAGGGUGACGGGACCGAUGAAUGGGUUAACGGCAAGGCGCUACGUCUGGUCUUCCAGAACCUGCUCGUCGAGCGGAACGAGGGCGUUCUCAAGCAGUCUCUCCAAGUGUGGUUUGAGCUGCUGAAGGUCUUGGAGCAGCACGGCACCUUCAAGUCGGACCCCGACCUGCUGUCUCAUAUCCAACCGCUCAUUACCCUGACCAUGGCUCCGUUCGGUGUGCCCCGGUACCCGAUGGCUAUGAAGGCCUCGCUUUUCAUCAAGCCCUCGGGUGUCCCCUUUCCCUCCAGCGCAUCAGCCCCAGCCAAGUCGUCGCCCACUUCCAACCCGGCUGGGCCGGAUGCUACCAAGAAGCGCGGGCGCAAGGCCGAAAAGAAAGAAGUCGCACCCACGUCUUCGGCUCACAACGUCGAUGGCCAUAUGCUUCAGGGCGAUAUUGAUCUCGUAGGCGCUGAUACCAUGUUGAGGUCCAAGAUGUAUGCCGCCCAAGCCCUUGGGCAGCUGCUCUUCCUGUGGGAUAAGAAUGAUCUUGUCAGCCUCUGGCCGACCAUUUUGGAAGGUCUCAAACAUUCUGCCUCCACAUCGCAGCUUUCGACCGCCAUGGUUGUCGAAGAGUAUGCGAAACGAUCGAGGUCCAGUGGCAAAUACACUGCCUCCUUGUGCGAUCAGUUACGCCCGAUCGUGGAGGAGGAUCGCCCCUUGUGGUACAGUGAUAUCGCAUCUUACCUCCACGUGGCUCGAGCGCAAUGUCACUCUCUGCUCAAUGCUUUCCGGGAUCACGCGCACGUCUCUGGCUCGAAAUUACCAGUUCUUGCCGUCGUCGUCCAGGGCGACUCCGAAGCUGGUCCUAGUGCGUUUUCAUUGGCUGAUGCCGAGAAGGUGGUUGGUCCCGAUUUUGAGCGGCUCAAGAAGGGCCUGACGCCUGCCCAGCGGAUCACUGCCAUCAAAGUUCUCAAUGACACCCGCGCAACCGCCGAAAGCGCCAUUCACGAGGCAGGCAAAGUCCGUGAACAGCGGGACAUGCGGGUUCGGGCUGCCGCCGCGGGGGCCUUGGUGGCCUUGUCGGACAUCCCGAAGAAGCCUGGUCAGAUCAUUAAGAGUAUGAUGGAUAGCAUCAAGAAAGAAGAGAACGCCGAGCUUCAACAGCGCUCUGCCACUGCGAUUGCGUCCUUGGUGGAAUACUACACGACCACCGCCAAACGGGGCCCGGCCGACAAGGUUAUUGGGAACUUGGUCAAGUACUGCUGCGUGGAUACGUCCGAGACGCCCGAAUUCCACCCCAACGCCAAUCUGGAGAAAUCUAUCUUGUCGCUCCGCAAAGAGGAAGACCGCCGCGACCACCCCGAUGCGGCCAAGUUCGAGCGCGAGUCCAGAGAAGCACGAAUUAUGCGCCGCGGGGCCAAAGAUGCCCUGGAGCAGUUGGCCGUUAAGUUUGGUUCCGAACUCUUGGAGAAGGUUCCUAACCUUGCGGUACUGGUGGAGCGACCGUUGAAAGAGGCACUCUCCGGCGAUCUCCCCGAGAGCAUCCUCGAUCCAGAAAUUGAGCUGGGACAGGAGGUUGUGGACGGACUGUCGACAUUGCGGGCUCUUCUUCCCAAGUUCGAUCCGGGUCUUCAUGCUUGGGUCAUUGGCCUUAUGCCGCUGAUCGCCAAGGCGCUCCAGUGCAAGUUGUCGGUCAUCCGAUAUGCCGCCGCAAAGAGUUUCGCCACCAUUUGCAGCGUCAUCACGGUGGAGGGUAUGACCAUGCUCGUCGAGAAGGUCUUGCCGACGAUCAACAAUGCUGUGGAUGUUCACUGCCGCCAGGGUGCUAUCGAAUGCAUUUAUCACCUUAUCCACGUGAUGGAGGACGGUAUCUUGCCGUACGUCAUCUUCCUUGUCGUGCCCGUGUUGGGUAGAAUGAGCGAUUCGGACAACGAUGUGCGACUGUUGGCGACGACCUCUUUCGCCACCCUGGUCAAACUUGUGCCUUUGGAGGCUGGUAUUCCUGACCCGCCUGGCUUCUCCGAGGAGUUGCUUAAAGGGCGUGAGCGGGAGCGAAAGUUCAUGGCCCAGAUGUUGGAUGUGCGCAAGGUCGAGGAGUUCAAGCUCCCGGUCGCCAUCAAGGCGGAGCUUCGGCCGUAUCAGCAGGAGGGCGUCAACUGGCUUGCGUUUCUCAAUCGCUACAAUCUUCACGGUAUUCUCUGCGACGACAUGGGUCUCGGCAAGACUCUCCAGACUAUUUGCAUCGUCGCCAGCGACCAUCAUCUGCGGGCGGAGGAGUUUGCAAAGACACAGGCGCCGGAGGUCCGGAGACUUCCGUCUUUGAUUGUUUGCCCCCCGUCGGUUUCGGGACAUUGGCAGCAGGAGGUCAAGCAGUACGCCCCGUUCAUCAACUGCGUUGCCUAUGUGGGUCCCCCGUCCGAGCGCCAGCGGCUGAGAGGCGAACUCGCCGACGCCGAUGUCGUGGUUACAUCCUACGACAUUUGCCGCAACGACAUCGAUAUCAUCAACCGGAACGGCUGGAACUACUGCGUGCUCGACGAGGGCCACUUGAUCAAGAACCCCAAGGCCAAGGUGAGCAUGGCGGUCAAGCGCGUCGUCAGCAACCAUCGGUUGAUCCUCUCCGGGACCCCUAUCCAGAACAAUGUGUUAGAGCUGUGGUCUCUGUUCGAUUUCCUGAUGCCCGGAUUCCUCGGAACGGAGAAGGUGUUCCUGGACCGGUUCGCCAAGCCCAUUGCGGCUAGCCGGUUCAGCAAGUCGUCCUCCAGGGAGCAAGAGGCGGGUGCGUUGGCGAUCGAGGCGCUGCACAAGCAGGUCCUGCCGUUCCUGCUCCGUCGUCUGAAGGAAGAGGUGCUGAAUGAUCUCCCGCCAAAGAUCAUCCAAAACUACUACUGCGACCCGAGCGAGCUGCAGAAGCGCCUGUUCGAAGAUUUCAGCAAGAAGGAGCAGCAGCAGCUCCAAAACAAGCUGGGCAGCUCGGAGAAGAACGACAAAGAGCACAUCUUCCAAGCCCUGCAGUACAUGCGGCGUCUGUGCAACUCCCCAGCCCUCGUCGUCAAAGACGGCCACAAGCAGUACAACGAAGUCCAGCAGUACCUGCACGCCAAGCACUCCUACAUCCGGGAUGUGUCGCACGCGCCCAAGCUCAGCGCCCUCCGCGAUCUGCUCCUGGACUGCGGAAUCGGGGUCGACCCGCCUAGUGAGGGUGAGUUGGCGACGGGAGCCAGCUACGUCAGUCCCCACCGCGCGCUGGUGUUCUGCCAGAUGAAGGAAAUGCUCGAUAUCGUCCAGAGCGAAGUGUUCCGCAAACUGUUGCCGUCCGUCCAGUUCUUACGUCUGGACGGCGGCGUGGAAGCCACCAAGCGCCAGGACAUUGUCAAUCGCUUCAACACGGAUCCCAGCUACGACGUGCUCCUGCUGACUACGAGCGUCGGUGGGUUGGGUUUGAACCUGACGGGUGCGGACACUGUCAUCUUCGUGGAACACGACUGGAAUCCGCAGAAGGACAUCCAAGCCAUGGACCGAGCGCAUCGUAUCGGACAGAAGAAGGUGGUGAACGUGUACCGGUUGAUCACGCGGGGGACUCUGGAGGAGAAGAUUCUGAACCUCCAACGCUUCAAGAUCGACGUCGCAUCCACAGUGGUCAACCAACAAAACGCCGGCCUCAACACAAUGGACACAGACCAGCUCCUGGACCUGUUCAACCUGGGCGAAACGGCCGACAACGCGGAGAAACCGAGCGAACCGACCGGCAACGAGGUCGACAUGGUCGACAUCGACGGCGAAGUCAAAGAGAAGGGCAAGAAGGGGUGGCUCGACGAUCUGGGCGAGUUGUGGGACGACCGACAGUACCAGGAGGAGUACAAUCUGGAUUCAUUCCUGGCUACGAUGAAGGGUGAUUGAUUAUUUACUUUCGACCUUGUCAACAUUAUCUCAUCUUAACUUAGACUGGUGAGGUGGAUGGAUGGGUGGAUGGAUGGAGUUGGGUGUUUCUCACUCUCCCUUUUUCUUCUUCUUGAUAUGUGUUUUUUUCUUUUUCUUUUU
Molecule: messenger RNA, 6089 nt
Organism: Aspergillus candidus
Lineage: Eukaryota; Fungi; Ascomycota; Eurotiomycetes; Eurotiales; Aspergillaceae
Product: DNA-binding ATPase
Exons: 4
Coding region: 219-5948 (1909 amino acids)
Molecular function (GO): ATP hydrolysis activity; ATP binding; ATP-dependent chromatin remodeler activity
Source: RefSeq, a predicted model, not a curated record